Brettanomyces bruxellensis is the source of this 909-nucleotide messenger RNA. RefSeq lists its product as uncharacterized. The record is from RefSeq and is a predicted model, not a curated record. Gene Ontology annotation, cellular component: mitochondrial inner membrane. Lineage: Eukaryota; Fungi; Ascomycota; Pichiomycetes; Pichiales; Pichiaceae. The transcript has a single exon. Gene Ontology annotation, biological process: mitochondrial proton-transporting ATP synthase complex assembly. The coding region runs from base 1 to 909 and encodes 302 amino acids.
AUGUCGGUGCGGAUAAGUGGUGCAUUUAAUGGCCAGAGACGACUGCUGUCGUUGUUUGGAAACAUCGGAGGAAGUAUGAAGAAGAUUGUUCCUAAAGAUCAUGUAUAUUUCAAGGUUAAAAGACCGGUUGGAUUAAAGGAAAAACCGAAGCAUUUAUCGAAGGUGUCGAAAGGCAAGCAUCUCACAAAAGAGGACUUGGACAUCCCAAGAAAGAUAUGGAACUUUUACUUUGAUGGACUGACGCGAAAGACUCGUGUCAGUAAGAUUGAGAAGGAAAUGGCAUAUGGAGGAAUGUACGAUUUCCACGUUUACAAUAAAACAAAGGGGAGGUUAUUCGCAGCACCACCAUCAUAUUUCAAGCGUGAGAAAGCACUUUACUUUCCAAAUUUUGCCGUGAGGUCAUUGGCAAAUGAUCAGAAAGAGCUUCUAGAUCUGGUAGCUGGAUCUAAAGCUACAAUAUUACGAGUUUUUUCAACUCGAACGGGCGAGGAGAUGACCAAAGAGUAUUUCAAGGUUCCGGAUUCGGAAGAAAGCUACUUGGCAGAUCCCGGCAUUGACCAGCUUAAGCAAAGCUACCCAGAUGCGCAAAUAUUACAACUCAUGCUAAGUGAUAGCUGGAUCAAGUAUUUGCUACAUGUGUAUGUGUCUGGUCCUAAACUCAGGCAGUUACUGCCGGAAAGUGUGCAUGAGAGGUUUCUAUUUGCAAUGCGAGAUGAUGUGCUCAGCAUGGAAGAUAGAGAACGACUCCUCAUGACAAACUUAUACUCUGGAUACGUUUAUGUUCUCGAUAACAGCAGUCGAAUAAGGUGGGUUGGAUCCGGAUGGCCGGAAGGUGACGAGGUGACCAAGAUGUGGAAUGCUGUUCGGGGUGUUUCAAGAGAGGUUAAUGUGUCAAAAACGAACUGCUGA